AUGGGAUUUACCAGACUUAGGAGUCCUACCACAUACAUUAUAAGUACUAUUUUACCUUUAAGUUUGUUCUCGAUUACUGGUCAUGUGUUUUCUAGUAUGGCUACAAGUAUAGUUCCCGUUAGUUUUGUGCAUACUAUAAAGGCUCUCUCACCUCUGUUCACAGUAAUUUUCUAUCGAUUUGGUUUUAAAGUUAAUUAUUCUUAUCCAGUAUAUAUUUCUUUAAUGCCACUUACUAUUGGAGUAAUGCUCGCUUGUUCUUCCUCUUCGACGGCAAAUUUUAUUGGUUUUCUUUUCGCAUUGAGUUCAACCGUUAUUUUUGUUGCUCAGAAUAUUUUUUCAAAAAAAUUACUUUUCAAAGGUCAUUCAAGUUUUGAAAAGCGCAAACUUGAUGAACUUAAUGUAUCGUUUUAUUCUAGUCUAAUGGCAUUUUCCUUUAUGACUCCAAUUUGGCUAUACUACGAUGGUUUUCCUUUACUCAUUGAACAAUUUUGGUCAUAUCGCAUUCCUUCUCACUCUUCAUUAAAUGGUUGGACUAUUGCUUUUUAUUUUUGGCUUAAUGGUACCUCACAUUUUGCUCAAAAUAUAUUGGCACUAUCAAUUUUAUCUAUUACUUCCCCCGUUACAUAUUCAAUUGCUUCAUUAGUAAAACGAAUUUUUGUUAUUACGGCAAGCAUAAUAUGGUUUGGUCAAAGAACUACUUUUGUUCAAGGUAUAGGAAUUGUUCUUACUUUCAGUGGUUUAUACAUGUAUAAUCGAGCAAGAAGAGAUGUGGAAAAAAAGGAGAAAAGUGCAAGAGAAAAGGAAGAAAUAGUGCUACCGAUAUCAAGAUCGGAAAUAAGUUUGAUUUAA
Molecule: messenger RNA, 849 nt
Organism: Cetraspora pellucida
Lineage: Eukaryota; Fungi; Glomeromycota; Glomeromycetes; Diversisporales; Gigasporaceae
Source: the annotation of a GenBank genome assembly